GAGCUCAAUUCAAUUCGAAAUAUAUUUGCAGGACUUGAUUUCUAUUUACAAAAAUCGGACCAAACCAAAUGGCGAAACAUGACGAAUCAACAGUUGUUUGUGUAAAAAGUAAAUGGGAGCAAGGAACGUAGACCCAAUACGUCAUUUAGUCGACAUGGAGAUGCGAUUUCAGAAUCAGAUGAUGAAUGUUUGGAGGAGACAUCGCAUUCGUCAUGCUCAAGAAAUUUUUCCUGUCCGCCCGGCAGAACCAGGAAAACCGCGUUAUGAAAGGGUUAUUGUGGAUGGUGACAUUGUAAGUUAUCUAGCAAACCCCCAUAAUCAAGUGGGUAUCUACAUUGCUUCUGACCCUUUGACCCCAGAUGAUUAUUACUUUGAAGUAGAAAUAUUAGAUAGUGGAAACUUAGCUACAAUAGGUGUUGGUCUUGUACCAUUAAGAUAUCCCACAGACUCCCAGCCUGGUUGGAGGGCCUUCUCUGUGGGUUACCAUGCUGAUGAUGGAAAACUGUACAAAGCUAAUGGGUUUGGUAAACCAUUCGGUCCUAAAUCUCAGGCGGGUGAUAGGAUAGGAUGUGGAAUCAAAUUUCCUAAACCCAAUGGUGAUCAGGAAAAUCCAGCAGCCCAGAAUAUGGCAAAGGUCUUCUUCACACACAAUGGAAAAGAGGUUGGCAUUGUCAUGGCAAUGUUACCCCCAGAUGGUAACCUCUACCCAGCAGUGGGCAUGCACUCCGAGGGUGAGGAGGUCAAGGUCAUGCUGGAUGCAGAGUGGCACUAUGAGGAUCUAGAGUUAAUGGCCGUGGACGACGGAGAAGACGACUGGUCUCGUCUCCACGACGUCAAACUUAACGGCACGAUGCUGGAGUAUUCAGGGAGAGGAAAAAGUAUCCAUGAUGUUGGACUAGCCCAGGCUAGGUAUCCAUUGGAUACCACCAAUCAUUACUACGAAAUAGAAGUCAUGGAUCCAGGAGAAAAUUGUUAUAUUGCCAUAGGAAUCGCAAGAAGGAAUUAUCCAAAGAACCGACAUCCUGGUUGGAAUAAAGGCUCAGUGGCAUAUCAUGCAGAUGAUGGUAAAAUCUUUGUUGGCUCUGGAGUAGGUGAGCCAUUUGGUCCCAAAUGUCAUAAAGGUGAUAUAAUGGGUUGUGGAAUCCUGUUCCCUAAUGAUUAUGACAGUGAGGCUGACAGCGACCAGUCUCCGGAUGACCCGGAUGUCAGUAACAGAGAACUGGAUGAGCUGGAUCCAUCCGAUUCGGAUGACUCCGAUGAAGAGAACAUGUGGUGGAGGCCAGGCAAUGAUGACCAAGGAACCAAAGUACAGGUGUUUUUCACAAGAAAUGGAAAGAUUGUGGGAACGAAACAAGUGUCAAUACCAAAGGGAGGAUUUUAUCCAACGGUUGGAAUGCUCAGUAGUUGUGAAAAAGUGCGAGUGGACUUACAUCCAUUAACUGGAUGACCUCUGACCUUCUAGAUACUAUCUACAAUUAUUUUACACUGACCAGAUUCCCAUUGCUUAAGUCCCACACAACAAUAUGCACUGGAUAUUCUCUCAAGCUUGUUUCACUGUUAACAUUCUGCACCUUUCAGAAGGAGGAUGUAGGCAGUAGCACUGAAAUCAGGAAAAGCCCCGUAAUUUUGGGGGGGACAAGUUAUUUUGAUCAUUUUUCAAGCCAUGUGCUGGUAUUGUUUGAGCUCUUAUAUAGGAUUGUGCUACAAUUUGUGCCAAAAAGUCUUAGGUUUUUUUUAUUUUAUGAAUCUAAACAAACUUUUGCUAUAUUAAUAGCUUGCUUCAAUGAAUUUUCAAAAAUAUCUUCACAUCUAUUUGAAGAACAAAUUAAAAGAAAUGUGCAAGUAGACCUGUUUUCAAACUUUACUAGUUUAUAAGAAAUAUUCUAAAAUUAAAAAUAUUAUUGUAAUUAAAUAACUGUCUAUUAGCAAUAGCUUAUUGAGUAAAAUGAUUUGCAAAAAAAGGUAGUAACAUGUAGCUUUUUUUUGUAAGCGGCAGUGAGGUUAGCUGAAUUAAAAGAAUCAUCAUUUAUAGCUCUGAUUUGUAUUUGUACCAGCUUUUUUUAAACUGGUGUAUAUAAAAUGCAAUAUAUAUAAUUAAUUCAUUUUUUUUCUGCUCCUACUUGUAUAUGUGUACUUGUAUACAUAUAUAAUGAAAUGUGAAUGUACAUGUAAUUAACAAUGUUAAUUAACAAAAAUCCAGCAUAUCAGGAACAGUAACUCUGUCUAUAAUAUUAUUGAAUACAAGCUGUGAUACACCUUACUAUUUUAUUAUAGCAUAUUUGUAGUUUGAGAGGGCAGACAUGCGUGGAUUUCCAUAUGAUUUUACAUGAAACAGGUUUACAUGUGUAUGUGUAUAGAGUGUGAAUUUUGUAGUCAUGGUUCAAAUGCUUUGAUUCUUUUUUUUUUUUUAAAUUAAAUCAUUAUUUUUGUUUACUAUUGAUUUUAGUGAACCUGAGCAUUUGAUGGACAGAGCUUUUGCCAGAAGUAAAUUAUCCGUAAUAACAAUUGCGUUAACAUAUAAAACCUUUCAGCAGUUAUUUCCUGACAUAAUUCUCCAAAUGCUAAGAUCGCUCACUAAUUGCACUCCACUUUUGCAUCAUGUCUAAACAUAAAUGGGAUACAGUCAAAACUUGACGGGAUUGAGGAAAAAAAAUCAAUAAAAUUGAGGAUUCAUGAUAUCAGGGGUAAAAAUACUUAAAAUACUAAGCUGUCAAUACUUCCAAAUUACCUUGACAUAUCUGUGGUAUUCAAGUUAUAAGUGUUUGAGAUACCAAUCAGCUGUGUGUGUAUGAAUCAAUGCUCCCCCAUCCCAAGCCUUCUUGUUUGAAAACAAGCAACAUAACAGUAUUAGAUGAUGGUUUCUGUUGUUUGUGUUAUUUGUAAAUGGUUGAGAGAAGUCAAAUGGUUUUGUAUUAACAGUAUUUGCAUGUAGUUGUUUAUGAUUUGACUUGAUGCUAUGAAACAGUUCAGAUGACCCUGUUUGAUGAAGAACAUUUUUGUUGUAUGUUGUUGUUACCCCCUUUUUUUGUUUGUUUCAUACAAAUAUAUAUAACUCACAACUAGUAUUUUUUAAAUAAAAGUACAUGCAUGUAUUCUGUUAAUAUUAAGUGUUAGAUUUUAAAAUAAUGACCUGUUUUGAAUAGUAAAAUGUAUAUUUUUGCAGUUGGUUAUUAAAAGAAAAGAAUAGGUAGCUAAACAAGAAUGGCACUUACAAAGACUAAGGCAAAAGAAACCAGAAUUUGCACAAAGAAUUUCAAUUUGAAAUGUUUUAACAAUUGCCCACUCUCAUAUUUGUAGAAAUCUUUGAAAGAUUUUUCACUUAAUUUGUCCAAUUAUAUUGUAUGCAUGAAAUUAAAAAAAAAAAAUUGGAUUUGUUGUGUAAUUUGAUGCACACAAACUUUUCAUUUGCCAGUUGUUAUUAUGAAGUUUGCAAACAUUUAUUGUCACUGUUCAUGACAGAUGUUUUAAGAGGAAUCCAUUCUAUAGGAAAACAUGUUCUAGUGCUUUGCUGAAUGCAUAAAUUUCUUUUGUAUAAUAAUUAUGCACUUUUUUUUGCAGAAUUGAAGUAAAAAAAAAUUACAAAUACACAAAGAAUGUUGUGGCAAUAUACUGUAUAAUGCAUUGUUUUCACAGUAAUCUAACUUUUGUUGUUUUUUUAGAUUGAAGAAAAUAGAUUCAUAUAGAAUUCUCAUCGAUUGUGAAAAUAUCCAUUAUGUAGAAAGAGGAUGACCAGUUGAAAAUAAUGUUUUGGUAUAUUUUUACAAAAAAUUGAGAUAUGAAGAAAAAUACAAUGUACAGUACCGGUACUAUGGUAGAAAUAUCUACAUAGGGAUGAAUCCCAUUUUAAAUGAAGGCUUAAUUUUUCAUCUUUUUCUUAAUUGUACUAUCUUAUUAAUGAUAGCUAUUAGAUUUAGGUUGUUUUCUUGUUUGAAACAAAUUACCUUAAAAUGGGAAUGUGAUGGGUUUUUUUUUUUUGGUAAACAUGUUACAUUAUGAUUCCAACACAAUUGUUUUAAUUCGUUGGAUGAAGAAAUGAAAAUCUAAAAAAAAAAAUUGUUUUACUUCUAGAUUUAAAAUAAAUCAGAAAUAAAUGUACACGAAUGUCAAGUACGACUAAGACUUUCUUUUUGCAUAAUGUAUUAUUUAUCACUUUAUACAUGCAUGUUUCAACUUGUUACAUGUAAUUGUGAAAUUUUACAGUGAUUUUUGAUCACAUGAAAGGCAAAAUGUUUUUGAUUAAAAUUGGUUACAUUUGUGGUUAAUAUGUGUCAUAAAAAUUUAUGUCAUGUUAAGUGAAUAGAAUGCUUUUUGAUGCCUUUUUGUAAUAAAAACAUAUAAUGUUA
Messenger RNA from Saccostrea cuccullata (small rock oyster), 4343 nucleotides. Its product is annotated as SPRY domain-containing protein 3-like. Bases 113 to 1447 code for a protein of 444 amino acids. The transcript has 11 exons. The record is from RefSeq and is a predicted model, not a curated record. Lineage: Eukaryota; Metazoa; Mollusca; Bivalvia; Ostreida; Ostreidae. Gene Ontology annotation, molecular function: protein binding.